CCCGCCGCUUCCGUCGCGUCACGUCCGCGGGAAGGGGAGCGCGGAGCCGGCGCGGCCAUGGCGCCCAAGGGGAAGGCGGGCACCAAGGGCAAGAAGCAGAUCUUCGAAGAGAACCGGGAGACGCUGCGUUUCUACCUCCGCAUCAUCCUGGGAGCCUCCGCCAUAUACGCCGUGGUGAACCUGGUCGUCUUCUACUCCGCCGCCUCCGCCUGGACGUGGGUCGCGUUCUUCUUCAGCUUGGUGGUCUACGGCACCAGCUACCGGUCCAUGAAUUCCAUGGCAAAACCGUCUUUCACAGACGAUGGCAGCCUUGCCGACGGGGGAAUUGACCUGAAUAUGGAGCAGGGGAUGGCAGAGCACCUCAAGGAUGUGAUCCUGCUGACAGCUAUAGUCCAAGUGCUGAGCUGCUUCUCGCUCUAUGUCUGGUACUUUUGGCUCUUGGCUCCGGGGCGCGCCCUCUACCUGCUGUGGGUGAACAUCCUGGGGCCCUGGCUCACGGCCGAGUCCUCGCCCGCCGCUCAGGAGCCCAACGAGAAGAAGCAGCGCCGACAGGAGCGCCGACAGAUGAAACGCUUCUAGCCCUGCCUGGGGAUAGAUCAACACCCUCUCCCAUCUCCAUGCUGUUAUUUCAUCAGGGAUGCGACCAAAACCAAUCCAAAACCACCGCAGUAGCUCUGUUGCCCUCUCUGUCACUGCUGCCAUUCCGCCAGAAAGGCUGCAAGAGACUUCCCCUGGCUGGGUCUCGGCACGGGCUGAGGCCUGGCUCCUUGGGCUGGCAAGGGGUGAUGCUGGGAUGUGUGUAAAUAUCUUUUUAAAGCAGCGCUGUAUCGCAGUCAGCGUUCGGGAGUGCAAUGUUGGAGGAAAUAGUACAUUAAAGAGCAGAGUCUUAAUUGAC
Messenger RNA from Prinia subflava (tawny-flanked prinia), 895 nucleotides. RefSeq names its product transmembrane protein 208 (gene TMEM208). Lineage: Eukaryota; Metazoa; Chordata; Aves; Passeriformes; Cisticolidae. Bases 58 to 579 code for a protein of 173 amino acids. The transcript has 6 exons. Gene Ontology annotation, cellular component: intracellular membrane-bounded organelle. The record is from RefSeq and is a predicted model, not a curated record. Gene Ontology annotation, biological process: vacuolar protein processing.